AUGAGUUCAACUACAGCCUCAACUGCCAGAAGUCGAGAAGUCGUCGAUUACGCUAUUAAGAAUCAAUGUUUCCAUAAUCAUCAAGGCGCCCCAUAUCGAUUUCGAGAUCUUGUCAGACAGCUACGAGAAACUGCGGAACCGGCAAAAGAGAAUGGGCUAGUUGAUCAGCCUGGACUAACUGCAGCACCUUUGCCUCGCACGAAGAUCGCAUUAGAGCCGUUUCUCGAAGAGGAAAGCUACGACAUCCCUAUAGACCCCAAGGUCCCUGCUUCUUCUGUAUUCAGAUUUCUAGGCCAAACAAAAGGCCUUCGACUCCCCUCGGAAAGCAUGUAUACAGGACAUGAUCUGCAAACAGAACUGUCACAAUAUCUACAAGAUAUCCAGAUUGCAAGCUCUUGCAACAUCCUGACCGAAUGGAUCCCAUUGACCUAUGUCAGUGCUGAGAAAGAUGAAGGCCUUGGCUUUCCAUCCACCGUCUCACGAUGGAAAACAUUAGCCUUACGUGAAUUAGAGGGUGAUGAGCCUACAUUUACGGAAUCUGACCACGCUUCGUUCUAUACACAACAGACACCAAAUCAGGCUUGCACGCCAGACCAAAUCAAACAGAUAUUCUCUCUGGAUAAACAUUACCGUUCAAACUUAGAGCCGGUGUCUCCUCCGCUUUCCCCUGCCUCUGACUUGGGCGAACCAUUUCUUCCAAGCACAGAACAUAUGAUGAUCGAUCUGACCUCAGAACCAAGCAGUCCAUCCAAUCCUGCAGUUGAGGACUUAGGUUGGAAUAUGCAACAUGGCUUUGUGGACUCUGAGCCUCUUGCACCUUCAACUAUGCCCAGCUCUCCUCCGACGGCUAAGGCGGCUUUCUUGUCUAAUACAGCAAAGAACCAUUCAGCUCUCAGGUUAGACGUACCUAUGUUGCCAUCUAGCACUGCUACCAGUCCAGCUCGGGGUAAUUUUGCAGAAACUUUGGCACCUCAUCUCCUGCGUUAUGAGGAAGCACCCCAAUCUUCAGCUGAUGAUGGGGGAUAUUUCGAAGAAGCAUUGCAGUCUAUAUUAGAUGAGAAACACCACCAGGCAAAUCGGCGAUUGGAACAAGAACGGUUGAACUCAGAAGACGCUUUAUUACGAUUGCAGGUACCAGCACUCGAUUUUCAGACACCUGAUCCUGAAUGGAUGUUACAUUUGUCCGCUUCGCAGGAUCAUUUUGAAUGGCUACAACAAUUUUUCUCCAAGGCCUUUCAUUUGACCUGCUACAAGGACCUAAGUCGUCUCGAAGCAUCACUUAAAUGGACGCCAAUCCCUCAUGAGAGUGGCAAAGUUUCAUUGACCGAGGCAUCUAUUCAGUUGGGACCUGUGGCGAGAGAAUUGCUUACCCUAAGGCCUCCCCGACUAUGCAGUCACGACUACAUCGUUUGUCGAAACUUACCAAUGGUGCUCCAUAUUCUGAAUGAUGAAGAGAUUGAACAAGAAGUUGCCUCAGUUGUGGUGUCGUCACCAUCAAUUUAUCACCAGAAUCAGGACAGCUCGACGGCUACUUCUCAAUCUCAGAAGCCUCAUGUUGCGCCGUCCUUGAAGGAAUUAAUAGGUUCGUUACGACAGGGAACAGGAAAUAAGCAUCAGCUUGUUGUCUAGUUUCAUGCAGCUUCGACAACCGAAAAGGCUGAAGAAAGGCAGUAGCUCCUCUCGAAGUUCGGCAGCCCUAAGGGCCAUGCCAUUCAUGGCUGAUCCUACAAUACUACCCGUUAUCCAAGAAGAGGCCCAGAGCGAGCUGCAAGACGCUCCGGUUCCAAAUCUCGAGAUUCCUCAGGAGACUUGUCGUUACAUAGUCUCGUUGGACUUGAAUCGCAGCACUCUCUCCUACCUGGAGAAAGUCUGGCCACAAGCUGAGCUCAUCGACCGAGACUUCUCACAGUACAACACAGUUUCCUGGUCUCCUGGAUCGGCUCAAAGAAGGGAAAUCAUUUCGUCUUUGGCGUUUGAGGCUGAUAUAUCCAUGAGCCCUGGUGCCGGCCUCAUAUUAACUACGAUACUGAAAGUGAAGCAGAAACCUCUUCCUGGAUCCAGUGCUCUCAUACCAUUUCGUGAAAGAGUCAAACAAGUAAGUGAGAAAUACGAAUCUUUAUUUAUAUUGGUAUCAGAAUCGAAUCCGUUGGGAGAAUAUGUCGGGUCACCAACACCCUCUGAUAUCUCCGGGUAUGCUGACUUCGUACGUUUCACAACAAGUCUUCGAGCAGGCAUAUCAACACAUCUGGUUUCUGGCUGCGAUGAAACACUUUCUAAAUGGGCUUUGUCCAUAAUGUCCCACUAUUCUUCAUCAGCUCAUCAGUUUCGGUCUUUUCUUGACUUUCGUGAUGGUGCAUGGGAGUUAUUUCUGCGCCGUGCUGGUCUCAAUAUCAGUGCAGCACAAAUAAUAGCAGGUCUGCUAGUAUCUGAAUACGGUCAAGGCGGACUUGCGAACUUUUUAAGUAUGAGGGCAGAAGAACGAGUUUCCAAAUAUGGUCAAAUCAUGGGAGGCAGGAGAAUACUAAGCAAUGUUUCGAGAAUCUUGGACCGAGAGUGGGUGUAGUCAGCCACCACAUAAAAUGUACGGAGUAACUGGAGCACAAUGUUUCUGUACUUUACGAUGGGUCACCUACAUUUAGACCUACCUGUGAGAACUUUGAGUCCCCGACUUGUGGAUCAAUGACCAGGUAACUAGAGAUGCACUCGAGUACGCAGGGAAGGGCGUGUUACAGAUCACAAUGAGCAGCUUCAAGCAAUAUCACAUCGCAGCACAACAGACUUAUGCCCACC
Molecule: messenger RNA, 2790 nt
Organism: Fusarium verticillioides 7600
Lineage: Eukaryota; Fungi; Ascomycota; Sordariomycetes; Hypocreales; Nectriaceae
Exons: 3
Coding region: 1-1629 (542 amino acids)
Source: RefSeq, a predicted model, not a curated record